Messenger RNA from Dicrocoelium dendriticum, 567 nucleotides. Lineage: Eukaryota; Metazoa; Platyhelminthes; Trematoda; Plagiorchiida; Dicrocoeliidae. The record is from the annotation of a GenBank genome assembly.
AGAACGCUUGCCAGGCGAAAACCCACCACGUCCUGCAACACUGCCGUAAAGCAUUUUGAACAUUAAUGUUGAACUGGCAAAGCCGCUUGACGACUGGUUUCACAUUCGGUUUUUCGCGGGGUAAUGGCUUCUAAUUUCCUCUGUUAGUUGGACGGGUAUUUUGCUCUGGGUCGCCAUGAUUUUUUGGGGUCGCUGGAGGAGAGGGACAUCGCGAUUUUUCUUCUUGUUGUAUGUCCAGGUGAGCAAAAGUUUCAAUUUUUCCGCUGUUCAGAUUUUUCAGAUGUAUAAUGUAUGGGAGUAUGAGGAUGUGUCCAGUUCUCCAUACUGGACAAGGGUUAUGAUGAUUUCCUUGUGGGUUGUUCCGUCCGUCUUGGGCAAAAUUGUUCCUCAGUCCAAUCCCAGAUCUCCAAGAUGUCCCGGACCUCAGAGAAAAGGGAAAGUGGGAGACAACCGAGAGAAGACCGCAAGAACAGGCAUGGAAUUGAAUAUUGUUAGUGUCUUGUGUUAUAACAUUUGGGCUGGAGACAAAAGCAUGUACACUGUGCAACAAUAAUUAUGCUGAAAAUG